GCGGGAAUGCAUUUAACAGGGCCACUGCCAGCGACAAAGAAGGGAUACCAGUACAUACUGACAGCCCCGGAUUAUGUUACAAGAUGGGUGGAAGCAUUUCCACUUCGAACUAAGUCAGCCUAUGAGGUAGUAAAGAAAAUACACAAGAUAAUUAUGCAGCAUGGAUAUGUACAGCAGAUACUGACAGAUCGCGGUCCUGAAUUCAAUAAUGAGUAUAAUCUGGAAAUAUGCAAAAAGUGGGGAAUAGAACGUAUCUUCACCAGCCCAGGCCACCCACUAACCAACGGAUUUGCUCACAGCACUACCAAAUCCAUCAAAAGAGCAUUGCAGAAGUUGGUUGAUGACACUGGGAGUAACUGGGAUGAAUUUCUUGGUGACAUUUUAUUUUCUUUGCAAUCUCAAGUGAACAUGACCACCGAAAUGUCACCCUUUCGACUGCUGUAUGGCUUUGAAGCAAGAUUUCCAGACCAAGUCUCAGAGAAUUAUACGCUACCAAAUUUCGAGGAACACGGUGAACAAUUCUACAAAGAGUACGGCAUACAUUUGAAAAUGAGAAAGGAUGCUGACGUUGCACUCGCUCUUAGUAAUAUUGCUAAAGCAGCAGAAAAAAGCAACACCAAACGGUCCAGUGUGCCCUGCCCUCCAGAGGAAAUCAAUGAGAUUUCUGACUAAAUGAGAAGAAAAAGUACAGCUGCCCAAAAUGUGCAUAGUUCAGUUGUUUAUAAAAGAUGUACAUUGUGCAAUUGUUUUGUAAAGAGAAAUAUUUUGGUUUUCUUGGAAUAACAGCUGGAAUAUAAAGGAGUAAUC
Messenger RNA from Trachemys scripta elegans, 807 nucleotides. It is a transcript of the gene KRABD2, whose product is annotated as KRAB-A domain containing 2. Gene Ontology annotation, biological process: DNA integration. NCBI's taxonomy places the organism in Eukaryota, Metazoa, Chordata, Testudines, Emydidae. Bases 7 to 672 code for a protein of 221 amino acids. Gene Ontology annotation, molecular function: nucleic acid binding. The transcript is spliced from 5 exons. The record is from RefSeq and is a predicted model, not a curated record.